This is a messenger RNA of Emericellopsis cladophorae, 975 nucleotides long. RefSeq lists its product as uncharacterized. Lineage: Eukaryota; Fungi; Ascomycota; Sordariomycetes; Hypocreales; Bionectriaceae. Gene Ontology annotation, biological process: regulation of transcription by RNA polymerase II. Gene Ontology annotation, molecular function: DNA-binding transcription activator activity, RNA polymerase II-specific. The coding region runs from base 1 to 975 and encodes 324 amino acids. The transcript has a single exon. The record is from RefSeq and is a predicted model, not a curated record.
AUGUUCAACGAUACGCAUCUCGAGCUCUUGCAUCACUUCACGACCGUAACGUACAACACGCUCACGGCUCAUCCCACACUCAAAGUCAUGUGGCGGAUCACUGUGCCCCAGCUCGGUCUCAAACACCCGUUUUUGAUGCGCAGCAUCUUCGCCAUUGCAUCACUGAACCUGGCAGUCCUUCGACCGCAAAGACGGUCCUUCUAUGUUGAUGUGAGUCGCGAGGAACACUCGGCCGCGCUGGCGAUGGCCGUGCCGCUGAUUAGCAACGCCACCGAGGACAAUGCGUCUGCUCUGUUCGCAUUCUCCAUGCUCGCUGUCAUCUAUAUCCUCGCGGCACCACGGGAACCAGGAGACCAUUGGCUUCUUGUGUCCAAGGGCGGAUUGACUGAUUGGCUCGCCCUGAUACAGGGCACCAGAUCAGUAUCUACAAUCUACCAGGAACAUUUAUCAAAGGGUCCCGUGAGUCCACUCUUCACAGUCUCGCAUGCCCAUGUAAAGAAUGCUGAGGAGAAAGGGCAGGCCCUCCCGGCGUGGAAGGGUUCCAGCGAGUAUCGUCAGAUGAUGCUGCUUCGACAACUGAUUCGGGGGCGCGUAGAGGAUGCGCAGAGGCUUUCGCAGUAUGAGACGCUUCUGGACCUACUCGAGCAAAGCUUCGCCGCCAACAUGGCCUCGCCAAUUUCUUAUUGUCAAGAAACGUUGAGCGACGAUCGUGAGCAAGUGGCAACGUCGCACAUCUUCUCCUUUUUGUACCGGUCCCUGGAGAUCAUGCAAGGUCCACUGCAAGCCCGCGAGCCCGAGGCAUUGGUGAUAUUUGCCUACUAUUGCGUCCUCCUGCACAAUCUAGAGAGUUAUUGGUGGAUACAAACGUUACCGCGGGAUAUUAUGGAGGAGAUCUGGGGCGCCUUGAACUACGAAUAUCGAUACUGGAUUCAGUGGCCUGCGGAGCAACUGGGGUGGGCACCUCGAGACUCAUAG